UUUCCGCUUCCGGCGGCGAGGCGGCCGUUGCGCUCCGUCGACCGAACGCGGCCGGCACCGUGAGGGCGACGUUGGCGGGCCUGUCCCUCAGGGAAGAUGGGUCGAAGAAAGUCAAAGCGAAAGCCUCCACCUAAGAAGAAGAUGACCGGCACCCUGGAGACCCAGUUCACCUGUCCCUUCUGCAAUCACGAGAAGUCUUGUGACGUAAAAAUGGACCGAGCUCGGAACACCGGAGUCAUAUCCUGCACCGUUUGCCUCGAAGAAUUCCAGACUCCUAUCACGUACCUUUCGGAGCCUGUGGAUGUGUACAGUGAUUGGAUAGAUGCCUGCGAAGCAGCUAACCAGUAGCAGCCCUCGCUCGUAGUUAUUUUAAAAUGAGGCAGUUAAGGCACUUCAGGAAGAAUGUGUCUUAGUAUUUUCCAUUCAAGAGUCAUUCUUGCACGCGCUUGCGCGUGUGUGUGUUUUUGUGUAGAGGUUUGUUUUUUCUUCUCCCUCCACCCCUGCCAGCCCUCUGUCUUGGCUAACUGUUCUCCCCCUGCCCCGCCUCUCCCCCUCGCCCCCCUUUAGCUGAAGAAGGAAGGCAGCUGUUGGAAGUUUGAAAACUUCCCGUUGAUGAUGAGACUGUCACUGUGCCUGAACCUAGAGCCAAUGAUUAUUUUUUUCCUUUUUUCUACCCUGAUAUACGGUUCCCUCUGGGCCCUGCUCCCCUGAGUAGCCAUCCUCUGGUGUUGAGCGAGGAACCAGUGAAUCCCAUCUCUUCCCCCCCAGUCAGCGGGAGGUGCCGUUUCCCCACGGAAUAGCCACAAAGCCACCGGCUUGGCAUUUUAGUGGGUCGGCCUCUGAGCGAGAGCCGGGCAGGUUGGAAUGUGCCCACCUUGAAGUGUCUUCUGGCAGAGAAGUGUUCAUUUGAGUUGGCCCUCCACUUGUCGGGUCAAGUUAGGCAACUGUCGUCGGCUUCUCUUUGGGGCGGAACCAGUCCCUGUCCACCCCUAUCGCCUCCAGAGCCGAUGUAGCUUUUUAAAUCCUCCAGGUUUGACCGGAAGGCCAGGCUUCGUGAGCAUCCGGGGGCUCUGCCCUGCUGGCUUUGUGCUCCAGAAGGGGCCUCGGAUGAAUGGCUCCUAAACUCGACCAGUUCCGGGAGAGUGGCUCCGGGCUCCUAGAUGGAACAGGGGAGUCUCUUUCGGGAGCUCGGGGAGAGCAGUGACAAGUAGAGGGAACACUAUUACAGCCAACUGCCUCUCUUCUUCUGGCUUACCACCUCUGUCCUCUCUCCGUAUCCCAGUUCCUCAAAUGAUUGUCAUUGCCUUUGAACCUUGUGUACUGUGUAAAUAGUGCUCUAGUGCCCAAACAGGAAUGGGACUUUUUAAAAUAAAAAAAAAAACAAACCGCA
Tachyglossus aculeatus (Australian echidna) is the source of this 1390-nucleotide messenger RNA. RefSeq names its product elongation factor 1 homolog (gene ELOF1). Gene Ontology annotation, biological process: transcription elongation by RNA polymerase II. The coding region runs from base 97 to 348 and encodes 83 amino acids. Gene Ontology annotation, molecular function: RNA polymerase II complex binding. Lineage: Eukaryota; Metazoa; Chordata; Mammalia; Monotremata; Tachyglossidae. The record is from RefSeq and is a predicted model, not a curated record. Gene Ontology annotation, cellular component: transcription elongation factor complex. The transcript has 4 exons.